Molecule: messenger RNA, 249 nt
Organism: Penicillium daleae
Lineage: Eukaryota; Fungi; Ascomycota; Eurotiomycetes; Eurotiales; Aspergillaceae
Exons: 1
Coding region: 1-249 (82 amino acids)
Source: RefSeq, a predicted model, not a curated record
AUGCAGUCCUUCGACAAUGCGAGGCGGGGGCCACUGGGCGCUCUGUGUCUUCUCUUCCAGCACCGCGGGCUCUCGAUUGCCUCCCUGGGGGCUAUCGUUACCAUACUUGCGAUGGCUUUAGAUCCAUUUGUGCAGCAGAUUCUAAGCUACCCCGUUCAACAAACUCCAGGUAUCACGGCCCAAGCCACGAUGUCCCAAGCACAGACCUUUGCGCCCAACGCGAACUACACUUCCUUCUCUCAAUACUAA